Lecanosticta acicola is the source of this 753-nucleotide messenger RNA. The record is from the annotation of a GenBank genome assembly. Lineage: Eukaryota; Fungi; Ascomycota; Dothideomycetes; Mycosphaerellales; Mycosphaerellaceae.
AUGUCUAACGAGCAGACGUAAAUACCUCGCCCCUCUCGAUCACAGCAGACGGAGCAGUACUGAUGAGCGAAAUAGCUUCAUCGCUAUCAAGCCAGACGGUGUCCAGGUACGAUCGUUCACACUCGACAGACAAAGGCAAUGCGAGAGAUGGAUCAAUUGACGGGUGCUACAGCGUGGCAUCGUCGGCGAGAUCAUCAGCCGUUUCGAGAAGCGUGGGUAUGUUGGCAUUGGGCACACAAACACUGCGAGUCUACCGUCUCACCGACCACCAGCUUCAAGCUUGUCGCCAUCAAGCUCGUCACUGCCUCCAAGGAGCACCUCGAGAAGCACUACGAGGACCUGAGCUCCAAGCCUUUCUUCCCAGGUCUCGUUGCCUGUACGUUGCGAUAGCCUCUAAUACGAAGGAACGACUUGCAGUGGCUGACACCACCAUAGACAUGGGCAGCGGCCCCAUCUGCGCCAUGGUCUGGGAGGGCCGUGAUGCCGUCAAGACUGGCCGUGUCAUCCUCGGCGCUACCAACCCACUCGCCUCUCAGCCAGGUACCAUCCGUGGUGACUUCGCUAUCGUAAGUCUGACCAGAUGCUAUGCCAGAAGUAGCCACCUAACCCCAUCUUGUACAGGACGUCGGCCGCAACGUCUGCCACGGCUCCGACGCCGUCGAGUCUGCCCAGAAGGAGAUCGCUCUCUGGUUCGACAAGAGCGAGAUCCAGAGCUGGAAGUCCGCCCAGCACGACUGGAUCUACGAGAAAUAG